Molecule: messenger RNA, 1318 nt
Organism: Orycteropus afer afer
Lineage: Eukaryota; Metazoa; Chordata; Mammalia; Tubulidentata; Orycteropodidae
Gene: SERPINE1
Product: serpin family E member 1
Biological process (GO): negative regulation of endopeptidase activity; negative regulation of vascular wound healing; negative regulation of plasminogen activation
Molecular function (GO): serine-type endopeptidase inhibitor activity
Source: RefSeq, a predicted model, not a curated record
GAUGAAGAUGUCACCAGCCAUCAUCUGCCUUGCCCUGGGCCUGGCCCUCAUCUCUGGUGAAGGGUCUGCCUUGCCCAAGUCCCAGGCAGCCCACUUGGCCACGAACUUUGGUUUGAAGGUGUUUCAGCAGGUGGUGCAGGCCUCCAAGGAUGGCAACGUGGUGUUCUCACCCUAUGGGGUGACCUCUGUGCUGGCCAUGCUGCAGCUGACCACAGGAGGGGACACCCGGCAGCAGCUCCACGCAGCGAUGAAAUUCAAGAUUGAAGAGAAAGGCAUGGCCCCCGUCCUCCGUCAGCUGUACAAGGAGCUCAUGGGGCCAUGGAACAAGGAUGAGAUCAGCACAACAGAUGCCAUUUUCGUCCAGCGAGACCUGAAGCUGGUCCAGGGCUUCAUGCCCAAAUUCUUCAGGCUGUUCCACAGCACGAUCAAGCAGGUGAACUUCACAGAGGUGAAGAGAGCAAGGUUCAUCAUCAAUGACUACGUGAAGAGACACACAAGAGGGAUGAUCAGUGACUUACUUGGCAAAGAGGCCAUAGACCAGCUGACACGUCUGGUACUGGUGAAUGCCCUCUACUUUAACGGCCAGUGGAAGAUGCCCUUCCCAGCCUCAGACACCCACCACCGCCUCUUCCACAAGUCUGACGGCAGCACAGUCUCCGUGUCCAUGAUGUCUCAGACCAACAAGUUCAACUACACUGAGUUUUCCACCCCUGAUGGCCAUUACUAUGACAUCCUGGAACUGCCCUACCACGGCGACACUAUCAGCAUGUUCAUUGCUGCUCCCUAUGAAAAAGAGGUGCCUCUCUCUGCCCUCACCAACAUUCUGGAUGCCCAGCUCAUCAGCCAUUGGAAAGGAAACAUGACCAGACUGCCCCGCCUCCUGGUUCUGCCCAAAUUUUCCCUGGAGAGUGAACUUGACCUCAGGAUGCCCCUGGAGAACUUGGGGAUGACCGACAUGUUCAGGCCAGAGCGGGCAGACUUCACGGGUCUUUCAGAUCAAGAGCAUCUCUACGUGUCACAGGCGCUGCAGAAAGUGAAGAUCGAGGUGAAUGAGAGCGGCACAGUGGCCUCCUCGUCCACAGCCAUCGUGGCCUCGGCCCGAAUGGUACCCGAGGAGAUCAUCAUGGACAGACCCUUCCUCUUCGUGGUGCGGCACAACCCCACAGGCACAGUCCUCUUCAUGGGUCAGGUGAUGGAACCUUGACUUUGGAAAAAGAAGCCCUCAUCUGGGAUAGAACUGGAGACAUAUCAGAAAAGCAGAAACUCUAAAAAGAAGAAUUUUUGUUUUAAUUAUUCUUUGGAGAAAGAGAAGAUAUUU